GUUCUAUUCUUGUUGAUUGUCACAAUGGCCCUAGUAUCGGCGAUGCCGUAUCCCGGCGGCCAUCACGAACACACGCACUUUAUCAUUCACGUGCCGCAUCACAUUCACAAGCAUCACCAUACACACGUGAAGAAGAUUUACAUACCGGUCAAAUCACACGAUGAUCACCAUAAGCAUCAUGAAGAAGAUGGCUGGUAAAUCACUUGGUCUCGCGACUUUCUUGUGGUUGAAGAACUUGUCACUUGUCAAAGUUACUUAAUAAUCAUUUGAUGAUAUAUUGAUGACGACUUGUUUGUUACGGUCUCACACUGUUAAUUAUGUAAAAUAAACCAUAUUUAUAGAUCAAUGAUUCCACUUUAUCCGACAAUUUUCUCGCGAUUUGUGUAAAUUUCUGAAGGUAAGUGAUUAUCAUUUAUUUUAAGGGGAUGCUGGAGUGAUUCUGCACUUUUGC
Molecule: messenger RNA, 451 nt
Organism: Vollenhovia emeryi
Lineage: Eukaryota; Metazoa; Arthropoda; Insecta; Hymenoptera; Formicidae
Product: histidine-rich glycoprotein-like
Exons: 2
Source: RefSeq, a predicted model, not a curated record